GAACUGGCGAGGGAAUCAUUAUCAUUCGCCCAUUUCUUGCCAUCCUGAUUGCCAUCGUAGUCGCCCUUGUCAUCAUCACGCUUGUAUUGGCCGUUUUCAUUCGCUCAAAGUGGAAAAGACGGGAAAAUGGAGAAGAAGGAAGGAACAAUUCAGGAUUAGAAAAAUUCGAGACUCCCCUCAAGAUGGACGUGGACGAUUCCUCGGAACUCGACGAUAGAGGGCCUGAUAUAAUUCCAGCUAAAAAUAUAUCCAGUUCCCCAUUCACGGGCAUCAUGGAUGAAAAGGACCAAAGAUUUUUGCAAAUAAACAACACUAUGGAAGUGGAGUACAGUAUACAUUCACCAAGUAGGGACCGUCUGGUACCUUUGGACUCUCUUUACAGUAGUCCCUUAUUUAAGCACAGGGGGAUUUCUGUUACAGAAGUGAGUAUAAAUGGAUUUUGUUUUUGUUUCCGAAUUUCAAACUGA
Molecule: messenger RNA, 467 nt
Organism: Limulus polyphemus (Atlantic horseshoe crab)
Lineage: Eukaryota; Metazoa; Arthropoda; Merostomata; Xiphosura; Limulidae
Exons: 4
Source: RefSeq, a predicted model, not a curated record